Molecule: messenger RNA, 6132 nt
Organism: Penicillium odoratum
Lineage: Eukaryota; Fungi; Ascomycota; Eurotiomycetes; Eurotiales; Aspergillaceae
Exons: 2
Coding region: 1-6132 (2043 amino acids)
Molecular function (GO): protein binding
Source: RefSeq, a predicted model, not a curated record
AUGUCUUUAUCAGAUCCUGACAGCGAUACCGUCUUGGUUGGUGCAGAAGACGUUCAAGGUUUUGACUCUGACAAAAUAACCCCACUAUCGGCGAGCGAACUUGACAAAAUCACCAAAUGGCUUCAGCCAACUCCAUAUGACUUUGAAAGAGGCGAAUACUCUAGACAUAGUGCCUCACAUCUACUUGGGACUGGUACUUGGCUCACAUCAACCCAAGUCUGGCAGCAGUGGCACUCUGGCGAUAAUGGAUUGUUGUGGGUCAAAGGCAUACCAGGCUCCGGCAAAUGUCCCGGUGGUCUACUUCUUCUUCCGACAGAUAUCGAAGCUAAUCAUAAGCCCAUUGUUGCGUUGCGAGAUUGGCUGUGUCAAGUUCUGAACUACAGCCCUCCGCUACAAGUCAAACUUCAGAAUUACGUUGAUCGAGAUCUAUCUCUUGAGAGUCUGUCAUCGGUUGAUCUAUGGAACUACCUAAUGGUGGCAUUGCAAGACUUCCCCAAGGCCUAUUGUGUCACUGAUGCUUUGGAUGAGAUGGAUCUAGGACAUGAUGACUUUUUGAAGAGCUUAGUUGAUCUAGGCCGAUGGCGCCCGAAAAAUGUCAAGGUUUUAAUGACCUCGCGCCCAAUAGCCCGCUUGGAGACGUCUUUAAGAUCUUUUGGUAUCCCUCAAAUUCGAUUAGAAGAAAGACUGGUGGAUCUUGAUAUUGCGGCAUAUGUUCAGUAUAAGCUUCGCGGCUCAUCCAUCGCCCAAGAAAAUUGGAGUGCCAUUCAAGAAGCGAUUCCCGGUCGGGCAAACGGGAUAUUCCUAUACGCGAAAAUGUCUAUGGAUGUUUUCCUCGAGCCUGGCGCAAAUGUGCAAGAGGCUCUCAACGCACUACCAACAGACCUCAACACGAUGUACAAUGAAAUGCUACGAGAGCAUGCUCAGCGAUCGAAUGUACCCUCUGAGCUCCAACUCCUGAUCCUUCAGUUUGUCACCCACGCCACACGCCCGCUACGACUCCUCGAAAUCGCUGAGAUGCUGAACAUACAAUCCAAAUGCAAUCAAACCCUGAAAGAAACCAAAGACCUGGUCAGAACCGCUUGCGGACCCCUUCUGGAAAUCUUGCCCGAUGAAACUGUAUCGGUCAUCCAUCACACCUUUACCGAAUUCCUAAAAGGCUACACCAGAUCCAGAUCCACAAAAAACUUCGAGUAUCCGAUCUUCGAAGUCGGUUCAACCAAUUUGCGCCUUGCUAUGGAAUGUUUGUGUUAUAUGCGGGCAGGAUGCCUCGAUAAAAUAGAGAUUACACUGCCAAUACCGAGCGAGAGCCAAAGCCGAUUUAGUGAUCGAAAGGAGAAGAAAAAACUCGAAGUACGAUUGCAGUUUCCCUUCUUAGAAUACGCUGCGAACAACUGGUACAAGCAUGCCCGCCUGGCGGAGGAAUCGGAUCAAAAUCUGGAAAUGUUCCAUGACGCUCUUGAUAUUUUCUUUACAGAGACGCACCGGUACACUGUGUGGUUGGAUCUGGCCUGGCCAGACUGGAAGAUUGACGGCGUUACACCCCUUCACGUCGCUGCUCAGACUGGUUUAUCUCAACUCGCAAAAUAUAUUCUGUCCAAGGGUGAAGUUGUUGACACAGAGUCUGCGAGUUUACCAAUAUACUGGGCAGCAUCAUACAAUCACGGAAGUGCUAUUCGGGUGCUCGUUGACCAUGGAGCUGACCCAGAUGCCGAACUAAGCGAAGGGCUGAAGCCAAUGCAUCUAGUCGCCAAAUCAAACCAUGUGGAUGCCGUCAAAGCCUUGCUCGCUGCUGGAGUCAGUCCAUUAACACCAAAGACACAGAACGACAAACCUUUGGGGGGAUGUGUCGCAGGUAGGCGUGGGCCUAAUACCAUAGGCCACACCCCCUUGAUGUAUGCGUGCCAUGCUGGUCAUUCGGAGACCGUUGCCGAGUUUGUUGAAUGCUUGGAGAAUGUGGAAGACAUACACAGAGCAUUACACUGGGCGGCCGAGAAAGGCCGAUCAAGCAUUGUGGAGCUAAUUUUACAACAACCAGGAGUUAAUGUCAAUGCCAGGGUGCAAGGCAGCACCGCGCUAUUCCUGGCUUGCAAGUGUGCAGAUCUUAAGACAAUCAAAGCCUUGAUCAAAGCUGGCGCAGAACCAAACAUGUUUUGUGAAACUCUUGAAACACACAUCAGAGGCAUACCCAUAUAUCGGUCUUCUACAGCGGACUUACCAAAAAGAACAUCUUGUUCCAACGAAAGGGGAUACACGGCGCUUCAUGCUCUGUGUACAAACUCCGUCUACGGAGAACAGGCGUCUAGUCAAGCCGCUGAAUGUGUGAAAGCUCUCUUCAAAGCUGGCUCUGAUGUUCAUGCAAAGGACCCAAGAGGCUUGACGGCUUUGCACUACGCAUAUAAGUCAUCGAUCAAAUGGAUGGGGCCUCUGCUGGAUGCAGGUGCUGAUCCUGCCGCAGAAGACGACAAUGGAGAGACAGCUCUCCAUUCCUCAUCCUCUGAAGGGAAUGAAGCUCUAUCACUGCUCCUGAAGAGUGGGAAAGUGGAUGUCAAUAAAUCCAGAGCACAGGAUGGAAUGACACCAUUGCUUUGUCACCUUGUAGACCAAAUGAGUGAUAACCAGAGAACUAUCGAAUUUCUAGCCUUCUGCAAGCCUGACGUGAAUGCCACGGAUUCGAAAGGAGACGGACCAUUACACCUGGCGUUGAGGUCGAUGCGUCCCACCAGCAAUCGUGAGCUUAUUGACAAGUUGCUGGCCGCAGGUGCCAACCCUAAUUUAAAAAACGUAGCGGGGAACACUCCAUUGCAUCAAACUAGCAAACAUAUCGACCAGGAAAUAAUCAGAGGUUUCCUUCGAGGCGAGGCAGAUCUUGAAGCAUGCAACAACAAGGGCCAGUCAGUUCUUCUUGCUCAGUUGUCACCGGGAAAUGGUUUCUCUGACGGACCAAAAAUUCUGGGCCACCUCGCUAGCGAGGGAGUGCGACUUGAUACUCGUGACAGCAAAGGCCGUACUCUGUGGCAUUAUUCCAUUAAGAGCCCAAACACAUUCUCGCUUCUCCAAAGCCUAGGAGUUGAUCCUUUGGUGUCAGAUAAUGAUGGCAACACACCGCUCCAUGAAGUUGUCACUGAUCAGUCAUUGAUUGGAAAGCGAGGAGUAUUGGAACAAUUGAUAGGAAUAGGUAUGAACAUUAACCAGCCCAAUCACCAAGGUCGAACCGUCUUGAACGCUGUCUGUUCAAGAGACUUGGCAGAUAAUAUUAGUAGAGACUCAGUUUACACAAUCCUUGACUACGUCCUCAAACAGUGCGAAUGUCUAACAGUCGGUGAUCACGAGGGUGUCCAGCCGCUACAUAUCUCUGCUACAAUCUCUGAACCUUUUGUUCAUCAACUUCUCAACGCUGGAGCCAAUCUUUGCGCAACUACUCUUGAUAAGAUGACAGUCCUUCAUCUUGCCGCGCGUGCACGUCAGUCCGGAAUCGUUGAUAUGAUAUUAUCCCGAGCCACGUCUCUUUCCAACAAAGCACGCCUAGAAUUUGUGAACAAUCAAGACAAAGACGGGCGAACUGCCCUUCAUUAUGCAUGCCGUUCCGGCCGUCCUGAAACCGUCAAAUCCUUGCUUGAGGCUGGAGCAGCCUGUGAUGUUCUUGACAUCCACAAGCACUCUCCACUUGCAAUGUGUGGGGAAUUCGAAAAGGAGGCCUCGCUUUGGGAUCGUCGUAUGCCCUCACCAGCUUCGCGACGUCGGCUGUCGAACAGAGGUGUCAAUGCAGCAGGUCUAACACUGAAAGAUAACAUGCGUCCAUUCUACGACCGAGCUGACGAUGAUAUGGACGCCACUUUCGGAAGAAUUAAUUCGGAGCAUGAUACAACACGACUACGCGAGAUCGUAAAUAUGCUGGUCGAACAUGGAGCCGAUCUCGAGAGUGAUCACAGUUCUCUGGGAAUCGCGUGGGAAAAUGCCGCAGAGCCUGGAUACGGAUAUACAGUCUCUUGUCUCCCACCCUUAUCGAAUCGUUCUUAUAUUGGACAGCACCCCCAGUCUGAAGAUCCCAAUCGAGAGCUGAAAAUAUCGAUCGCGGUAAGUUGCCGGAAUGCAAUGAAAGAUACCCUACAGAAGAGCGCCAAAUCAGAAGAUGGAAUAGAAAAAGGGUGGGGCCGGGAUCAUGCUACAUUUUUACGACAACGCUUAGGGGAGAAAGCUCUGGCUCUGAGAUAUUAUGCCCUUUUUGAAGAGCUUUCAGGAGGAGCAGAUAGCCUUUACGUUCCUGAUUAUGACGGAAAUAAAUCGCUGAAUAUUCUUGCUCAUUGGGGAUUCGUUGAAAUUCUCGACCGGUUGUGUACUCGAGAAAUAGCGACGCAACUUGACGGCGUUGACUGGACCUCCAAUCCAGACGAAAGCGAUCUCCAGCAAUGCAGUGAACCACUUGUCAUCUCUACCUGCAAAAGAAGACUUCCCAAUAUGGACGUUCUGAAAUUGGUUGUUGAAGACUAUGGAGCCAAUAUUAAUGCGAAAAGGACGGAACGCACGUUUCGAGGUGGGAGUCUCUGCCCAUCAUUUACCAACGGGGUUUUACAUAAUCUUGCUGUUGGAAAAUCCUGGUGGCACGUGGACAAAGCCUUGCCGUACUUGAUCCGAAUGGGAGCGGAUAUCAAUAUUCGAAACAGAGGUGGAGAGACACCCCUCAUCGUUGCGCUCAAAUCUUUUUACCCAUUUUCCAGCGAGGCAUCCGAAGCUCUCAUAAGAGCUGGUGCGGAUGUCAAUGCGGUUGACAAGGAUGGUAACACAUGUCUUUCAACCGCUGGGGACGAUAUGGGUAUCAUCAAACUCUUGACUGCACAUGGCGCUGAAGCCAGUCCGUCCGCUAUACUCUCUGCUCUGGAUCUGGCGAAGGUUGAGUUGCUAGAGAUUCUACUCUCUCGAACUGGAAGUUCAAUAUUAGGACGACCGCUUCCAAAAACAAUCUCCUACACAAUUGGAUCGGAUCAUUUCAAAACCCUCGAAGUUGGAACUUUGCCACUGUUAUACGCAGCUACGUCCCGCCCACGCAGUAAUGAUAUGACCAAGUUGAAGUUGGAUAUUGAAAUGAGGAAGCAAUUGGUAAACAUCCUUUUGAAGCAUGGAGCAGAUCCCUACGCUACCUUUGAUCAACAGCAGUACCAAGAUAGGUACAGAGAUUUCAACAAGGAGCCCAAGGACUAUCCAGUCACAACCGCGACUAUAAUUCACGAGCUUUUAAGUGGUGGCCACAUUGUUGACCCAUUCUUCAACCUGAACUCCUUGGAUAUAGAGCGCCGUGACGAUAAUGGCUGCACCUUGAUAUUAGCCGCAUCUAAGAAUGACGGGCAAAAUUCCCACUUCAGAAACACAAACCAAAAAUUAAAUACCACGGACUGCUUGCUAGAACUUAUCAAUCGUGGGGCAAAUGUCAUGGCUCAAGACAACGAGGGGAGAACGAUCCUGCAUCACAUCGCAAGCCUGAACGAUGCAACGUCCUUCAUAGAGGCCAUCCAGACCGCUUUGACGGCUAGCGCAAGCCUCAUACACCAGACCGACAACAACAACGAGACGGCUCUUCAUUAUGCCCUACGUCGCAGCCUUCAUGGGUCGAUUGGAUUUCUUCUGGACAAUGGAGCAGAUCCCCUCCAACCGGAUAAAAACGGAGAUACGGCCCUCCACCACUUUGCCAAUUUGAACUUCAAAUCGACCAAAGACCUAUUCGAAAGAGUCCUCAGAGCAGGUGCCAACAUAAAUGCGCGAAACAAAAUUGGAGAGACACCAAUCUUCAAUCUUCUGAAGCGGCAGAAUCAUACUCUAUAUGGGUCGGCAGAUGACCAGGCGUAUAGAGACAUCGGAUUCGAGUUCUUCCUGGAAUGUGGGGCUGAUGUUUUUGUCCGAAGUAAUGACGGGUCUACCCUGCUCCAUCUCCUCGCUGGAAUUAAAUUGGACCUCGGAUAUAUGUUUCAGUCUUAUCACUCAGAUUCUGGACACGCGGGAGUCGGACUAUUCAAGCGGUUGAUGGACAUGGGGUUAGACCCUAUGACUGAGGACAAAAGAGAGCGUACUAGUAUUGACGUCGCAGCUGCGUGUGAGAACGAGCUUAUUUUGAAACUGUUCAAGAGGGAGCCUUUGAAAUGA